AUGGCUCUCAAUCUCCACAAAGACCGUCUCUCCGCGGACGAACUCGACCUCAAGGACCCUUAUAUCACCGGGUCCCUUGGUUUUUUCGUCAUCCACAACGUGAUACGCCGUAAUCUCAUCACCUGUGCCGAACACAUGCGGAAUCUCUCCGUGGCCGAGAUCGAACCCUAUAUCACAUACGCCAAAUAUACGCUCCACGUUACGCUCGACCAGAUCAUUUCGUCCGACGAACUCUGGUUCCCCAUGUUCGCCGAUCAUGAUAACCGGUUUACGCCCUACAUCGUCGCGCAUGAGCAGCCUAGGGCGCAGAUCGUCGGUCUACGUGAACUCCUGUCCAGUUUUGACCCAUCCAGCGGGUCCAUCGACGACAGCAUCAGAGCGCAGGUAGCGGACGGAUUUACAGACUUGUAUAAUACUCUCAAUAAGCAGUUCGGCGAGGAGGAAGUUUUGGUCAACGAGCUUGGACGCCAGGUCCCGCUGGAGAAGAUUCAAGCUCUGCAGAAGAAGCAGGAGGAGCGGCGCAAGGCAGACGUCAAGACAUACGGACAUCUAUGGACUGCGGUGUAUUUACUGCGAAGCUUGGAGCCUAAGGAGAGAGCGAUCUUCCCGCCGGGAGUUCCCAAGUUUAUUGCGACUGGGAUGUUGACUGCCGGGGGGAUGCAGCACAAACGAGAACUGCAGUUUGCACCCAAGGUUUGA
Aspergillus candidus is the source of this 699-nucleotide messenger RNA. RefSeq names its product xanthocillin biosynthesis cluster protein xanF (gene xanF). The record is from RefSeq and is a predicted model, not a curated record. Lineage: Eukaryota; Fungi; Ascomycota; Eurotiomycetes; Eurotiales; Aspergillaceae. The transcript is spliced from 3 exons. Bases 1 to 699 code for a protein of 232 amino acids.